CUGACGCUCCAUUUCCGGUCCGGCUGUCAAAUCUCUCCGCCUCUAGUCCGUCUCGUGUGCAUUGUUUGAAUGUGGCGGGUUACACUUAAUAUAACUAGAAGUACCUUACAAAUAAACUUGAGCAAACUAGCAAGUGUUUUAUUGCCUUUUAAUCAACAGGCUUGUAUUUAUUGUUUGCCUCCUGUUGACGUAACUCGUACAGAAGUACGCUACAUGUCAAGUCAAGCUAAGAGACCCUGCACUGGAAAGAUGACUGCUAAAAAGAUCGGAACCCACAACGGAACCUUCCACUGCGAUGAGGUUCUGGCGUGUUUCUUCCUCCGCCAGCUACCUGAGUACAAGGAUGCUGAGAUCAUUCGAACCAGAGACCCAGCACUGCUGUCAGAGUGUGACGUUGUCGUGGAUGUGGGAGGAGAGUUUGACCCAAAGAGGCAUCGCUAUGACCAUCAUCAGAGGACCUUUUCAGACAACUUCCACAGCCUGUGUCCAGAGAAGCCGUGGGUGACCAAGCUCAGCUCAGCGGGCCUGGUUUACCUCCACUUCGGUCGUCAGCUGCUGGCCCAGCUGACGCAGCUGAAGGAGGACAACAAGCAGCUGGAGGUGCUCUAUGACAAGCUGUAUGAGAACUUUGUGGAAGAGAUUGAUGCUGUAGACAACGGCAUCUCGCAGUACGAGGGGGAGGCCCGCUACUCUGUUUCCACCACGCUGAGCGCACGUGUUGGCCACCUGAACCCGCGCUGGAACAGCAAGAGUCAGGACACCGAGGAAGGUUUCAGAAAGGCCAUGAAGAUGGUCGGGGAGGAGUUCCAGGACCGUCUGGAGUUCUACCAGUCCUCCUGGUUACCGGCUCGUGAGGUGGUGGAGGAAGCUAUUAAAGAGAGGCAUCAGGUGGAUCCCAGUGGGGAAGUGGUGUUGUUCUCCCAGGGUGGCUGUCCCUGGAAGGAGCAUCUUUUCUCCCUGGAGAAGGAGCUCCAGGUGGAGACACCAAUCAAGUUUGUCCUUUACUCUGACCAGAACGGACAGUGGAGGAUCCAGUGUGUCCCUGCAGGACUCAACACCUUCCAGAACAGGCUGUCCCUGCUUGAGGAGUGGCGUGGCGUUCGUGAUGAGGCGCUCUCCGAGCUCAGCGGGAUUAAGGGCUGCAUCUUCGUCCACGCCUCAGGGUUUAUUGGCGGGAACAAGACGCAGGAAGGAGCCCUGGAGAUGGCCCGGAGGACCCUGCAGGCCGCCGCCCAGUCCCCCGCUAAUGGGAGCAGCUGAAGAGACAGAGAGGAAGAUUGGACAGCCAACGGCACAUUCUGUUUCCGGGAGUCAGUGUUUAGAGAGGGGAGGAGAACGGGGAUUAUUGUGUUAGUUUUCUAGCUUGCAGCUUGUUGAUCUCAGCCAAGGGCUAGUGUUGUUUUGUUCUGCUCUGUCAGAUUUUGGAUGCUAAUGGCAGCCAAAUAACCUUGGACUAGUUCCCUAAAUACCCAUAUCCCAACAAUGGCUCUCUCUGAACCGCAAUGUUGACUCUUGUUAUUCUUCUUCCCUCUGUCUGUUCAUGUAAACACAGCUCUGUUUUGUUCUUUUGCAAUAAAAGAUUUAGUGUAAUUA
This is a messenger RNA of Notolabrus celidotus (New Zealand spotty), 1593 nucleotides long. RefSeq names its product myg1 exonuclease (gene myg1). Gene Ontology annotation, cellular component: nucleus; cytoplasm. Bases 70 to 1260 code for a protein of 396 amino acids. The record is from RefSeq and is a predicted model, not a curated record. Lineage: Eukaryota; Metazoa; Chordata; Actinopteri; Labriformes; Labridae. The transcript has 7 exons.